This is a messenger RNA of Trichoderma reesei QM6a, 435 nucleotides long. RefSeq lists its product as uncharacterized. Gene Ontology annotation, biological process: endosomal transport. Gene Ontology annotation, cellular component: BLOC-1 complex. Lineage: Eukaryota; Fungi; Ascomycota; Sordariomycetes; Hypocreales; Hypocreaceae. The annotation marks the transcript as partial. The transcript has 2 exons. The record is from RefSeq and is a predicted model, not a curated record.
AGCCCAACCCUGCCCACGCCUCAAACCAGCCGGCACGUCUCCGACGCGCGCGCCGCCGUCGUCGCCUCCAUCGGCAACAUGCUCGACGCGGAGCUCCAGUCCCGCGCCGGCAUCCUCCACGCCAACGCCGCCGCCCUGGAGCGACAGCAGCGCGACGUCGUCCGCGCCACGGACGGCCUGCGCAAGGAGACGCAGAAGCUGAAAGCAGAGGCGGACAAGGCGGCGCGCAAGGUCAAGGAGCUGGGCAACGUGCAGAAUUGGGCAGAGGUCCUCGAGAGGGGGUUCUUGGUGCUGGAGGAGACGGUCAGGUUGGCGAAUGGGGGGAAUGAUGGGAGUGAUGGCGGCGAGGAGGAGGAGGAGGAGGAGGAGGAGCAGAGACUUGGUGGUGAGGGUGUUUGUGGUGGUGGUGGUGGUGAUGAUGAUGGUGAUGGCGGU